Molecule: messenger RNA, 5153 nt
Organism: Monodelphis domestica (gray short-tailed opossum)
Lineage: Eukaryota; Metazoa; Chordata; Mammalia; Didelphimorphia; Didelphidae
Gene: TRAF3IP2
Product: TRAF3 interacting protein 2
Biological process (GO): positive regulation of canonical NF-kappaB signal transduction; humoral immune response
Source: RefSeq, a predicted model, not a curated record
CCCAGAGGGAGUUGCUUCUGUUGCUCCAGUCCCAUUGGCAUUCCUCCACUCAGCCUCUCCGGGCUCUGGACGCCUAGGAGAAGAGGAAAGCUAAUUGGUCACUGGACAGUUCUAGUCCAUGAAGGAGGUUUCAGUUUUAAGAAAGAAAGUGACUUGGCUGUAGGUUCACUCCCCCACAGGAAAAUAUUGAAACCGAGCUUUCUAGUUCUCUGAUUUGCAUACGACUUCCACUUCCUGAUUCGGAGCCUGUUCUGCAACUUACCUGAGACUAGACAGGACAGGGAGGGAGAGUGAGACACCCAGAGCCACCCCAACCCGGAGGACGGUGUUAAAGAAGUGACACGAGAAAACAGGGAGAGGAAAGGACCCUUCUCCCUUUGCUUCUUCCCACCCCCUAAGCUCUGCCAGGCUUCGUCCAUCCUGGUACUAAGAGUUUUCUUUCUUUAUGGAUUCCAAGCACAUGUGAAACACUCCAAACACUGAUUGUGCUGUGAGGCUUGAUCCACUCAAAUUGGAAAAUGACUUCAAUCACAGAAACUAGAAUGAACCGAAGCAUUCCUGUUGAGGUGGAUGAAUCUGAGUCCUACCCAAUUCAGCUGAUAAAACUAUUCCCAGAAUUUUCCCUGGAAGAGGAAUUUGAACCACCUGGUCCAAAUGGUGGCAGCACAGCACACCGUGGUUCAUGCCCACCUGAAGCCUGCAGCACUCCUCCAACAGACUCUUCCCCCUCCAGUAAGGCCCAAGGAGCCACAAACCACCACCACUGGCUUGUAGAACGUCAGGACAGAUGUCUGCGUAAAAAGAUACUAGAGGAGUGUGAAUACAGCUUCUGGAGGAGACACCCAGAUCCCAGGAAAGAAUUCCCUUCUAGUUCCUCAGCUGCCAGUGAGUCAGUGGUUGGAGCACUUCCCCCUGAGCAUCCGUUUUCAUUUAUGGAAAAACGAAAUCAGCAGCUGGGAUCUCAGCUUUCAGCAGCUUCUCCUGACACUGGCCAUGACUCAGGCAAAUCAGACCAAAGUUUACCUAAUGCAUCAGCAGACUCCCCUGGCAGGAGCCAAGAGAAUGUGCCCAGACAGCAGCCCCCUGGGAACCGAGGGCCAUUGGAUUUGCCCACGGUAGACACUGGCUAUGACUCCCAGCCUCAGGAUGUCUUGGGCAUCAGGCAGCUGGAAAGGCCCCUGCCCCUGAUAUCCGGUUGCUACCCCCAUGACUUCCCCAGACCUCUCAGGUCCAGAGAGUUUGUCCAGGUUGGACCACAGAGGCACCCACACUGUGCACAGAUGCUGCCUCCUGAUCCUUUUCCACAUGCUCCAUGGAACUGUCAGUACCAAGGCCCAGGAGAGCCAGAUCACCACGUCCCAUAUGGCCAAGAGUACCGUAGGGCAGCCUACCAGCAAUUGGUACAGCCAGCUCAGCUGGUGCCAGGCCUUCCUGGACCCUGUGGAAGAGGCCUCCAUCCUCCUGUUCAAAAAGUCAUCCUGAAUUAUCCCAGUCCUCACGGCCAAGAAGAAAGACACGCACAAAGAGACUAUUCUUCCCCGGUGCCCCCAAGAUACCAGGGUCAGAUAUAUAACCAGCCACCUAACCAAGUCGCUGCUCAGGAGGAAUCCUAUGAGUAUCCUGUUGACUGCAGACCCCAGAUUAACCAGGUUCCUUCCCCAGCUGUGGCCCCAAGACCUCCCAGUACCCCUGCCAACAAAGGGACUUUGAAAAUAAGCAAUUUGCCAGAAGAACUACGAAAAGUCUUUAUAACCUACUCUGUGGACACAGCUGCGGAGAUCAUGAAAUUUGUGGAUUUUUUGAUAAGAAAUGGAUUUCAAACUGCUAUAGACAUAUUUGAGGAUACAGUCCGAAGCAUUGACACCAUCAAAUGGAUGGAGCAGUACCUUCAGGAUAAGACAGUGAUGAUAAUCAUUGCAAUCAGCCCCAAAUACAAACAGGAUGUGGAAGGAGCAGAGUCCCAGCUGGACGAAGAUGAGCACGGCUUACAUACUAAAUACAUCCACAGGAUGAUGCAGAUUGAGUUCAUAAAACAAGGAAGCAUGAACUUUCGGUUCAUCCCCGUGCUCUUCCCCAACGCUAAGAAGGAGCAUGUGCCCACAUGGCUGCAGAACACCCACAUAUACAGCUGGCCCCGGAAUAAGAAGAAUAUCCUGCUUCGCCUCCUGAGGGAAGAGGAAUACGUGCCUCCUCCAAGAGGGCCCCUGCCCACCCUGCAAGUGGUGCCCCUUUGAAUUGCCCAGGGGCAAAAGGUGCUGCUGCCCUCGUUUAGAUUGGAUGCCAGGGCAUCCCUGGGGUAGUGCAAGCAAGUCCAUGCUAAUGGCUGUUUCGCACUUGCUCCCUGGGCAAUGCAGCUGGUAACAUCUCUUGAGCAUUCAUCCCACUCAGCAUCCACAUAGACUCUGACACUGACACUGAGACAAAAGCAGCAGGUGCCUCCCUGAGUUCUUCAAUCUCCCGACCACUGGGAUGUACAGAUUUUUUCUCCUCUUGAAAUCACUUAGGGCGCUUCCCUUAGCACCUUUGCAAACAGAUACUGUAAAUGAUACUGCAAUAACUGUAGCCUUUGACAAACAUGCCCUAUUUGCUUAAGGUCUCUUUUGCCUGUUUAGUCAGAUGUAUUUUUCUAUCCUUAAAACAAAAGGAUUCAUGUACAACACAAUAAAAUAUUUACUUUUGUAAGCCUGGGGCUCAUUUAUCUCUAGGAAGACAUGGGUGAGGUGGGGAAGUACCCAUUUAAUGGUGAGAUAGCCAGUUGCCUCUUAGGGAGAAGAAUAAAACAAAUCAGAUGCUAUAUCAGAUAUAAUAGAUCAGCCUCUCCUGAAUGAUAGUAUCAGAGCAAACUAGACAAAUAGCUUCUUUUAACACCCUCAUUGGCACUUACACACUCUAGCAGUUCAGAUUUUCACAAUACCUUGUAGACCUCAGUAAUAUCAUGAUUCUCUAGGGCCGUGUUGGUGAACCUAUGGCAUGCAUGCCAUAGGGGGCUGCUCCCUAUCCCCUCUCCAUACAUGCUUGAGGACAUUUCUCACAUCAUCCACCCCUCUUCCCAGCAGCCCAAUGGGAACACUUUUUCCCUUCCCUGUCUGGGAUAAGGGGGCAGCUCACAUGUGGCGUGUGGGUUGAAGUUUGGGUACUUGUUCUCUAAAAGAUUCACCAUCAUUAUUCUACCUUUUAGGGUCAGUGUGUGUAAAUACAUUGGUGUGCGAAUGGUUUGCCACUUUUUAUCUUUUAUCUUUAUCCAAUACAGCCAAUAAAUACAUUGAUUGGUUUCUACAACUAGCAGACUCCUUGAAAGCAGGAAUUAAGCACUACUACAUAGUGUACACCCAGAGCUGUACUGGAGCUGGCUCCAAUUGGCUCUGGUUAAAAUUUCAGUGUGAGCAUUUAUGCCUCAAAAAUCAGCAUCUACUAAUCCAUGCUCAAUUGGUUGUUUUGUUAAUUUAAUAGACUUAAGAAAGUACUGGAUGUUAUGCAGAUUAAAUUUUAAAAUGUGCCCUGCAUGUAUUUUUUUUCUUCCCAGAGAUCAGGCUGUUAAAUAGUUACCAAUAGGGGUAACUAGGUGACUCAGGAGAUAGAGAGCCUGGAGAUGGGAGGACCUGGUUUCAAAUCUGAUCUCAUAUACUUCCUAGCUGUGUGAUCCUGAGCAAGUGUCUAAUCCUUACCACUCUUCUGCCUUGGAGCUGACACAAUAUAGAUUCUACAACAGAAGGUGAAAGUUUAAAAAAAUAGUUACUAGAACUCUACUGUAUGUGGAAGAACAGAAUGUUAGCUAAAGAAGUUUCCUUCUAAAAAGACUGCUAUUCAGAGUGGAUGGGACAAUGAUAACAGACAACAGAAAGAAGGCAAAUCUGCUCAGCUAUUGUUUUAGUUGCUUUCUUUCUGUCAAGGGGAAUUAUCUUUCCAUAGAAAAGGACAGCAGACAAAUGGCCAAUUGGGAGUUGAAAGUAGGAAAAGGCUUCAGAACCUCCAGCUGCUAUGCUAGGGUCUUUCUCUCUAAACUCCCUUAUAUCUAUUCUGUAUAUGUCUUAUAUAUGUUCAUUAAUUAAUAUGCUCUCUACCUUAUUUAAAAAAUAAGCUCCUAGAGGGCAGGGGCUGCUUUUAAAUUUUCCUUUGUAUCCCCAGUCUUAUCACAAUGUCUGACAUAUUAAUAAAUUAAUAAAUAUCUGUUGACACUGGGAAAAAAAAGAAAGUAUGAAAAGGAGUUGGCAAGAGAGCACCUAAUGGCCUUGAUUAGUUCAAGUCAAUUGACCCAAAUGAAAAAUCAUCUUAGCAUAUUCAAAGAACUGGCACCUGUGAGUUAGUAAUCUUUGCCAGAUUGGGAAGAACUAGGGGUAUCACCAGAAUGGAGAAGGACCAAUGUUUUGAUGGAAGAUAGAGAAGUAUAAUCUAUGAGAGCCAUGAACUGAGUUAAGUUUGAAAUGGUGGUCAUGGCUGGAAUUUAGUGGAGAUAAAUGUAAAGAAAUAUUUAGGUUCCAAAUUCAGCUUCACAAGUGGAAGAUCAAGAAGGCAUGGCUAUACAGUUUAGUAUCUGAAAGCUUUAGUGACCAUAAUGGAAAGAACAUGGGAUCUGAAAUCGGGGUACUUGGGUUUAGAUUCCAGCUCUGCUAGUUAUGUGUAUGGCCUUAGGACAAAAAAAAAAGGUGUUUUUUUUUUUUAACUCUUACCUUCUGUCUUAGAAUAAAUACAAGUAUUAGUUCCAAGACAGAAGAACUGUAAGGGCUGGGCAGUUAGGGUUAAGUGACUUGCCCAGGGUCUCACAGAUAGGGAUUAUCUGAGGCCAGAUUUGAACUAGGUCUUCUUGGAUUCCAGGCCUGGCUCUCUAUCCUUUGAGUCACCUAGUUGGCCUUUUGGCAAUUAAGUAACAAAUAUUUAUUAAGUGGCUACUAAAUGCUAGUCACUAUUGUGUAAUUGGAAAUCUAUUACCCUAAAAACUAUAUUUCCCAGGAGCUCACUAACUUCCUGUCGUUAUGUUCUUCUUGUAGAUAGAGGGAUAUAUUGGGUGGGGUUCCUGGUCUCCUGCUCUUUGCUUCCUGUAGCAACUGUGGUGGAGUGGGCUUUUUGAACAGGUUGAUUAGCCAUGGGCAUGUGGUUUUAUUUUGUUACCUUUUAUUUUGUUAUUUCUAAUGAUAAUUAAUAAAUCUCUUAAAAUG